AGCUGAGCCGUCCCACUGAAGCAGUGUUCUGCCUCCUAUCCCUGGAAACCAGUCUUAGGUUCAGUUAUUUGAUUAGUUGACCUGGAGCUUAUGUAAUUAGAAGACACACUAGUUUCCCUCAUUUAAAAGCCUGUUAGCACAUGACAGUCUCCUUUCUAGGGAAGGUGAUCCUCUUCACUGCUUCUUUCUGUCAUCUGUAAGUUCUUUCAGACUCCAGAAAAGCCUUGAUCUAAGGAUGAGCUAACCACAGCAAGUACUAUGAGACCCUCUAAUCAGGAAGAAGACUUCCAAAACCUGAUGUGAUGUCUCCUCCUGGAGACGAGGCACGAGGUGCAGGGAAGGGGAGGUGGCUGGAUCCAGGACGAGGAUGAUGCAAUGCUGAAGAGUGAGCUGGAGGAGAGAAGCAGCAGGCACCAUGGAAAAAACCAAAACAAAGCAAGGAGAGAAUGAACAUAUGCCGGUGAAUAACCCUUCCACACAGAUUUAUCAGUUGCAGGCCCUGGCCUCAGAACUAAAAACUGGCUUCACAGAAGCAAUGCAGGAACUGACGCGCAUCCAGCAUGGAGAGUAUGCUUUGGAAGAGAAGGUCAAGAGCUGCAGAUGCUCCAUGGAAGAGAAAGUCACCGAGAUGAAGAAUUCAUUAAACUACUUCAAGGAAGAGCUGAGCAAUGCAAUGUCCAUGAUUCAGGCCAUCACUUCCAAACAAGAAGAAAUGCAGCAGAAAAUCGAACAGCUUCAACAGGAGAAGCGAAGAGAAUCUCGAAAGGUUAAAGCCAAGAAAGCCCAAAAGGAAGAGCAUAGCGCACAGGCCGGAGCUGCAUCUGCACCUGCGCAAGCACAAGGGAGCCCCUUCCGCUCCAUCAAUGUCCCCGAGUCUGGUCUCCCCAGUGAAGACUUCACCAACAUUUUGCCUUCUCAGACCUAUGAAAAAGCUCAAGAGUCCAGAUCAGUUCAUGUAGGAGAUGGCAAUGUGAAGGGAAUGAUGGGCCCUGGAGUGAACCCAACAAAUCCAGAAGCAGAUGAAAACCUUAAUAAGCCUUCUCUCUCAGCUGAGAUCCAGUCUAAGGGCCAUCACACUCCUGGCCUGUGGAGACAGCCCAAGGAUGGCAACGAAUGGAGCGAGGAAUAUGUCACAAAAGAUCACCCAGAUAAACUCAAGGAGGCUGGCCAGGGCAGACACAGUUCCCUGGAAAAUGUUUUAUGUGAAACCUCUUUAGCUGCAAAAAGGCAGACAGUGGCUCUGGAGCUGCUUGAAUCUGAGCGGAAAUAUGUCAUUAACAUCUCUCUGAUCCUGAAGAUAAAGGCGACAUUCCAGGGCUCAGAUGGAAAGAGGAAUUCCAAGGAGAGAAGCCUCUUCCCUGGCUCUUUGCGCUACCUUGUUCAGCAGCACUUGGAUUUACUUCAUGCCCUGCAGGAGAGGGUCCUGAAAUGGCCACGCCAAGGAGUCCUCGGAGAUUUAUUCCUGAAGUUGACAAAUGAUGAGAAUAAUUUCUUGGAUUAUUAUGUUGCAUACCUGAGGGAUUUGCCCGAAUGCAUCUCAUUGGUUCAUGUUGUGGUUCUGAAGGAGGGUGAUGAGGAGAUUAAAUCUGACAUCUAUACCCUGUUUUUCCACAUAGUACAGCGCAUCCCUGAAUAUCUGAUACAUCUCCAGAAUGUUCUGAAGUUCACGGAGCAGGAACACCCCGACUAUUAUCUACUGCUUGUGUGUGUUCAGCGCCUCCGGGUGUUUAUCUCCCAUUACACCCUGCUGUUUCAGUGCAAUGAAGAAUUGCUUAUUCAGAAGCGGAAAAAGCUUAAAAAGUCGUCUAUGGCAAAGCUGUACAAAGGGCUGGCUUCCCAGUGUGCUAAUGCUGGCCAAGAUGCUUCCCCCACUGCAGGCACCGAGGCUGUCCGUGAUAGCGGGAUCCACUCAGAAGAAAUGCUCCAACCAUACCCUUCUGCUCCUAGUUCUGCCCCUUCUGUCACACAUUUGAUGCCCCCGGCGAAGAAAGGCCAACAGCAGCAGAGCCUCAUGGAGAGCAUGCAGCCCGGGAAGCCGGGCGACUGGGAGAUGGAGGGCAGAAAGCACGAGCGGCCUGAGAGCCUGCUGGCCCCAGCACAGUUCUGCACGGCGGAGCAGGACGUGAAGGAGAUGCACUUAGAGGAUGCCACCCGAUUCUGUCCAAAGGAAGAAAGAGAGAGUGAACAGACUUCUUUCAGCGAUCAAAAUCCCAGGCAAGACCAGAAAGGGGGCUUUCGCAGCUCCUUCCGCAAGCUCUUUAAAAAGAAGUCCAGUGGAUCAGAAUACAGGGAAAAAACUAAUGAGAAUCCCUCAAUGGAUCCUUCACCCACCAAACAAGAUUUCUUCAGAAACCGACUUGCUCUUGCAAAUGACCUUGACCAAGGAACAGCUGUGUAAACACAUUUACAGUUGUAUUGUCAAGUGGUAAGAGGAGGGUAAAAGCUUGUAUAUAUCUCUGCAGGAAUAUAUAUAUAUACAUAUAUAUAUAUCAAUGCAUAAAUCCCUGAGGAAAACUAAUAUAAAUAUUUACAUAUGAAACUAAAUCAACAUACAAGAUAUUGAAGAGAUGAAGAUUAGUCUAUGGUUAAGACUUGGCUUAAUGAACCUCAACACUUGGGAAAAGGGAAAUGAAGACUUUUCACAUCAUUACAGAAAAACAUA
Molecule: messenger RNA, 2662 nt
Organism: Cricetulus griseus (Chinese hamster)
Lineage: Eukaryota; Metazoa; Chordata; Mammalia; Rodentia; Cricetidae
Source: RefSeq, a predicted model, not a curated record